AUGACAAGCCUUGCUGAAGCUAAAAAAGACGGGUUUCUAGCCAAUGGCAGCCGACCCAUUGCCGAGUCCUCGCUACCUUCUACCCAGCUGAGUUCGUUUCUAACUGAUCCAUCCAGAUCAGCUGCUCCAAGUAAUAACACAGAAGAUGAGUCUGAGUUUGAUGAGUCUGACGAUGCUGAACAGAAUGGGAGUGUUGUUAGAAACUCGUACCUGAAAUCAUUUACUCAUGGCGGCUCUCCAAUACGACCACAGACAUCUCCCCUUGAGUCACCUUCAAAGUCACGUACUGACCUCAGCUUUCUGAGUAACAGUUCCAGACAUAGCGAUACGGGGAAAGAGGAUUUGCAUAACAGCCAGGAUUUCCAGAAUCUGUCUUUCAUGAACGAUACAAAGGCCCAAUUCGACUUGGCUAUUGAUUUGGACGAUACCAAGUUCACCCAGAACGCACGUAAACUACUGCUGUGGCUUCAUACGAACGGUGAUAAGAGCAUGUCUUCUAUACGGAAGGCUCUGGUCCUUAGCAAGUCGAAAUUGGGGACUAUGGUGGACUCUUCAUCGACGCAAAAGCAUGAAGAUUUGGUGAAGCAGCUCACAGAUUGCAAAAUCCAACUUAAACUCUACGAUAAGUUUCUUCAGGACUUGAUUGAUAAAAAACAGAUUGAUGUGGGUGAUAUUACUGAUUUCCACGAGAACUGGGAGGAGAGAGAGCUGACUGUGGCGAAGCUUCGACACGAGAAUGAUGAAAUGUCGACUUUGGUCGAGGAUUUGUAUGCUAAUCUCGAGGAGAGCCAACAAAAAUGGCGCCAGGCUGACCAAAGAGCUGAUAUUUUGCAUAAUUCAUUUGAGGAAUUGAAAGAUGAGAUAUCGAAGCUUCUUCUGGCAUCUGGAAUCCCGGAUAAGUUGGUUCAGUCGCAUGAUACUGCUUCUUAUAUUAAUCUGGCUAUCCCUCUACUUCGAACGCUCAUUGAUUCCGACAAAUCAAAUCAGGAGGUGACAGAUUUGGAGGAAAGGAUAGAAGUAUAUGAAAGAGAGGCUAGACAGUCUGAAAAGCUCUUAAGUCAACAGACAGAAGAAAUAGCAUCGUGGAAGGCGAAGUAUAACGAUCUUGAAAUACAAAUCGAUCAGCUUCAGGAAGCUGUCGAUACUACACCUCAAAAGUUCAGCAAGGAUGUGGAAGCUAGGUUUGCCAAGUACGAAACCAUGAUUGAUGACCUACAAAGACAAAUAGACCAGAGAGAAGACACGAGCAGACAGAGUUCUGUUACUGAGCUUCCAGAACAUCAAAAUAAGAUGGCCCAAAAAGCUGAUGCACUCCGACAAUACUAUGAUGAGCUUUCUCGCCAACACGAAGAGUUGGAAGAAGAGCUCAGAUCGACCAAACUAAACAUGAAUUCUAAGAUUAAGUCACUCACGACCCAGCUUGAUAAUCGGAAGAACGAGCAGCUUGCGCUUAGAGACCAGCUUGCGCUGAUGGACGAACUAAAGCAAAAUCUUGAAUUUGCAGUUGAAAAGCAAAGAAAGUUACAAUCGGAAAAAAUGAAACUCUCCUACCAAGUGGAAGAGCUCAACCAAGCCAAAUCGAAGUUGCAGGGAAACAUUGAUGUUCUUACAGAGAAAUUACAAGAUGCACAUAUCGAUGAUGAGAUAAGGCAAGAACCAAACGAAGACGAAGAGUCUAAGUUGAUGUUCCACCAAUUGUACGAGUUUGACAUUGCUCAGCUUAGCAAACUUGGAGAGACAUUUGACCGUCUUGUAGAUGACAGUUCCAUCAAUGAGCCAAUUGAGAAGAUCAAGACGAUCGAAGACUUUCUCAGGAAAAGCGAUGCCUAUAUCCUCGAUUACCCAGAAGAAGUAAUUUCUGACCUACUCCAGUGCCAUAAGAGCUUAUUCCACUACUUCACUAAGGCUGCUGAUCUUUCGGUAGACGACCACAUCAGUUUAUUAUUGAAGAAAGAACAGCGAGCCAGAGAGAACGAUCUGUAUGUGGAAAGACUCUCCAGCCGAAUUGUCGAGUUAGAGAAGCAAAACGACAAUUUAGCAAGACAAACCGAGGCUAGUCUGAGUGUGCCUGAGUACGACUUGAGGAUCCAGGAGCUCACUUCCAGAUGGAAAGCAGAGCGUGAAGCUAGAGUAUAUGAGAAUAAGCUGGCCAAGAGAAGAUUCAACGAGCUCGAAGAAGAAAUAAGAAGACUUCGAGAAGCCAUGAGCGAUGCAGCUUAA
Messenger RNA from Candidozyma haemuli, 2220 nucleotides. RefSeq lists its product as uncharacterized. The record is from RefSeq and is a predicted model, not a curated record. The transcript has a single exon. Lineage: Eukaryota; Fungi; Ascomycota; Pichiomycetes; Serinales; Metschnikowiaceae. The coding region runs from base 1 to 2220 and encodes 739 amino acids.